Molecule: messenger RNA, 2624 nt
Organism: Cydia fagiglandana
Lineage: Eukaryota; Metazoa; Arthropoda; Insecta; Lepidoptera; Tortricidae
Product: scolexin B-like
Exons: 6
Coding region: 35-943 (302 amino acids)
Biological process (GO): proteolysis
Molecular function (GO): serine-type endopeptidase activity
Source: RefSeq, a predicted model, not a curated record
GUCUUUGCUCACUGAUGACGACGUACGCGCCGGCAUGAAUGACGCAUCGGCUAUAAAACAUGUGGAACCGGCCGCGCGCCGGGAAUCCGCCGCCAUGCUCCGACUCGCGUGCCUGCUGGCGCUCGCCGCCGCCGCGCCCGCGCGCGCGCGCCCCGACGCGCAGCCUGCGCUCACCACCUCAGGAGUAGGCAACACAUUAACCAAUGAGGUGCCCCAAGUCCCACAGGCGGAGGCGCCGCUGCACCAGCAGUACCCGCACGCGGUGCUAUUCGGCGGGGCCUGCGGGGGCACCAUCAUCCAUUCCAGCUGGAUCCUUACCGCUGGCCACUGCACGCUGUUCACGCCGGGGCGCAACGUGCUGGCCGGCACGGGCAACACGGGCGACGGCAGCGGCGUGCGCCUUGAGGUGAAGAAGCUGUACCUGCACCCGCUGUUCGCCGUCGGGCCCUACUGGGUCAACACGCGCGAGUUCGGCAUCAAGCAGGUGCACGCUCGCUGGGACUUCAUGCUGGUGGAGCUGGAGUCGCCGCUGGAGCUGGACGGCGUGAACAUCGCGGCCGUGCCGCUGGACGACGGGAAAGAUAUCCCGGAGGCGCUGGCCGUCGACUACGCCGGUUUCGGUGCAACCCAUCACGGGGGCGUGAUGCAGCGGCACAUGCACGGGAUGAAGUUGCGGACGGAGAGCGACGAGCGGUGUGCCACCCUCCCUCAGUACAGCAAAGAAGACAUGCUGUGCGCAGUGGGCCGCACUGAGACGCGCGACUCGGCUUGCAACGGUGACAGCGGCAGUGGCUUGGUCAGCACGAAGAACAAUCGCUUGCUGGGCGUGGCAUCGUGGGUGCAGGACGACGCCAACGAGUGCAGCCCCGGCAAGCUGGUGGUGUUCUCGCGCGUGGCCGCGGCGCGCCCCUGGAUCAAGCAGGUCACCGGCCUCGACUUGUAACCGCCAACAUCGACACCAACCUCAAAGGACUCCGUGACGAACGUUUACGUUUUAGUGAAAAACGCGACUGAGUGUGUAAAGCGUAGUUUUGAAGAAUAAGUAUAGGUACCCCGUUAUUUGACCAACCAACAUUAGUUUUAAGAAUUGCAUUUAAUUUGAACUAAGACGAUUUGUCUCAUCUUGCGUCCGAAGCUAUUGCAUCCGGAGUCCGCUUUUAGACGAAGGAGUUUCAGUUCUAAAAUUUAGAGACAAUUAUAACCCCCCAAUCCGUAAAAAAACAUUGGUCGAUUUUAACUGCGAAAUGUGGCUGUGGUGGAAUAACUAUUUAAGAAUAAAAUUGAGUGUACAAUAAUGUAUUUCAUAGGAUAUCGUAAUAGGUUGUUAACCUAAAUUAGCCAAGAAUUAUAUUGGCCUCGAAGUAGUUAUACCUAGGUAGGUGUAGGUACACCUGAACACCUGUGUGUUGUGUGUAAUGUUUCCCUCCCUGUGGCGUAGCUAGGCGUAGGCAUAGCACCACCCCAUCUCGUCCCGUGGGUGUCGUAUAAGGCGACUAAGGGAAAACUGGCGACAGAUAUGCAUAUGAGCAAGGCUCGUCCGUAUCCUAUGCGGGGUCCUUGCUCACAAGAGCUGUACGCGCGCCACAUCGAAAAAAAAAGCUAGGCGUAGGCGAAGUGGGCCGUCGCCCACGGCCUCGCGGCCGAAGAGGCCUCGCGCGAGGCUCCUUCGGUCAGGCACAUUGAAAAAAAAGAGCCUCGCAGAUGCAACUUCGCCCACGGCUAGAUUAGUUCACGCUACGCCACUGAAGACUACGUAUUUACAAUUAAAGGCUAAAUCUUGUGCCUCAAAGCGAAACCUUAAAAAAAUUGACAUUGGUAGGUAAGGUACCUAUUACCUACUUUCUAAUGCCAAUGGUAUAAAAAGCAGUGUUAUACCAAGCCGCUUGGACUUGCGGAAAAGCAGAUUGUUCCGCUAGAUUAGAAAUUCGCUAUAGACUAAUAUAUGGACAAUAAAUCAGUGAAUAUUACUACAAAAUGACAGAAACUUAUUUGUUUCUUGUUUUAAUCCAUAAAAAAGCCGUAAACCACUGUAAUCUUACUUACGUUAUACAUAGGUAAUAGUUACUAAGUAAAUAGUGUAGUUUUAGUUAGUAUGAACUUCUUGCACAGCAAUAUGUAGUAGGUAGUUGGCACAUACAGUCAGCGGGUAUAAUGGAUUGAGCCAACGGGGAAAUAUAUAAAAACACCUGGUUAUUUUGGACAGCUGGCCAGUUCUGCUGCUGACUGUACCUACGUAAAACAAAUGUGCCAUAAUAACGUACAAUAAUACAUACUUAAUUUAUUUACUUGUCAAGCGGACCCCAGGCUCCCAUGAGCCGAGGCAAAAUGAGGAAGAAGAAUACAUACUUAAUUACUAUAAGAUAAGAUUUUAAUGCUGGACAUGGCGAUGACUAUCCAAUCUAUUAUGAAUAAAUAUUUUUUAUGGAAUAUUAUCUAUUUAUAUUAACUUACAUAAUUAUUUCUAUUAAAAGAACUAACUACAUAUGUACUACUAUUUAUGUACAUUAUGCUUAAUUAUUCUCCGAUGGAAAUCCAAAACAUUGCAAUGUGAAUUGUACAAAAAUAGGUAUUUAAGUAUGUCAAUUAUAUCUGUGAUCUCCGUUAAUAAAUAUCAUUUAUUUGUA